AUGAGCUCCGGCCAGCCUCGGUCCGCCGCCUCGCCGACGCUGUCCUCGACGCCGUCGUCGACGACCUCACACCCGCACUAUCUCAUGUACGACGAAGACGGGACCGCGGCGGACCAGAAGAUGGAAGACGAGCGGGCUGUCCUCGGGGUGAACAGCAUGGUGAACGCUGCCGAACAGGUGGUGGCCGCUGCCGCCGGCAGCAUCCCGGUGGGAGUCGGGAUCGUGAGCGGCUCCGGCACCGCCACCGGCGGCGGCACCGGCCUCGCCGGUUACUGGCAGCACGCGACCACCGCUCCUACCUACUGGCCGUCUCUGUUCGACUGCUGGACGACGCCGCAGAUCGCGUCCGGCUCGCAGACGCAGCCGCGGGACGACGACUGA
Messenger RNA from Dinoponera quadriceps, 381 nucleotides. RefSeq lists its product as uncharacterized. The record is from RefSeq and is a predicted model, not a curated record. Bases 1 to 381 code for a protein of 126 amino acids. The transcript is spliced from 2 exons. NCBI's taxonomy places the organism in Eukaryota, Metazoa, Arthropoda, Insecta, Hymenoptera, Formicidae.